Molecule: messenger RNA, 834 nt
Organism: Humulus lupulus (European hop)
Lineage: Eukaryota; Viridiplantae; Streptophyta; Magnoliopsida; Rosales; Cannabaceae
Product: PHD finger-like domain-containing protein 5A
Exons: 2
Coding region: 229-561 (110 amino acids)
Biological process (GO): mRNA splicing, via spliceosome
Cellular component (GO): precatalytic spliceosome; U12-type spliceosomal complex; catalytic step 2 spliceosome
Source: RefSeq, a predicted model, not a curated record
UCACCCUCAUCACUUACUCAGCCGUCACCGCCAUUUCUCCCUCGCACCUUCUCUUACAUUCUCUCUCUGUCGCGAACCCGGUCACCCACGACACGCCUAUUUCGUUGUCGUGUGCAUACAAAUCCUCCGCCCGCGCCAUUUCCGCAACCGCGCCAAGAAGUCAAUAACCACCGCCGAGUGUACUGUGUAUCUUGCAGAUUAUCAUAUAUUGAGUUAACUUGUUAGAUCAUGGCCAAGCAUCAUCCCGAUCUGAUUAUGUGCCGGAAACAACCGGGAAUUGCAAUUGGAAGACUAUGCGAGAAAUGUGAUGGAAAGUGUGUGAUAUGCGACUCAUACGUGAGACCAUGCACUCUUGUGCGGGUUUGCGACGAAUGCAACUAUGGGUCCUUUCAAGGUCGGUGUGUUAUCUGUGGAGGAGUUGGAAUAUCCGAUGCCUACUACUGCAAGGAGUGUACUCAGCAGGAGAAAGACAGAGAUGGGUGCCCUAAGAUUGUUAAUUUAGGGAGUGCCAAGACUGAUUUGUUUUACGAACGUAAGAAAUAUGGUUUUAAGAAAAGAUGAUGAUGAUGCUCAGCUUACUCUGUCUUCAAUGCUGGUGCUGAUGACAUUUUCUUUUUAUGUAAAGGUUAUAAGGAUUGGUUAAUAUUUUGACUUACUAUCGUGUACCAUUGACACUCAAGUUUAAGGAUUGAGACUCAUGUAGAAGAUGGACCAGAGUUUAUAGUGUUCAUUUCUAUAUUGCUACACUGUUAUGUUUGGUAGAAGGUCCUAAGUUUGUACCCCUGUAGACAGUAGUGAUGGUAACAUUUCAUGAUAUAUAUGGUCUUCACUGCA